AAUAAAAUGUUCAGUAAUCACGUCAGAUUCUAGGUUGACUUGUCAAUUGACAGAUUUCUUUUCAUGAUUUUCUGAUUCUUUAAAUAAUCUACGCAACUAGCUACUCAUCUCUUUAAUCUCUGAUACUUAGUAUAAAUACGAAGUCUUCUGUUUAUCGGUUUCAUUCAGAAUCAAUUUCAUCUUCUCCGCCAUGGCUGCCGGUGCUGAAGGGGUGGCGGAGGAUCUCAGAUCGGCGUACGCCGCCGGGAAAACAAGGCCGUACGAGUGGAGGGUUUCGCAGCUGGAAGCCCUUCUCAAACUAACCACUCGCCAUGAGAGAGAAAUCGUCGAAGCUCUGCGCUCUGACCUAAACAAACCAGAAUACGAAUCUGUAAUUCAUGAGACAGUUGGAGUUUCAUCAGCUUGCGAGUUGGCAUUGAAAGAAUUACAUCAAUGGAUGAAGCCUGAAAAGGUAAAAACGACAAUGGUGACGUAUCCUUCAUCGGCUCAAAUAGUGUCGGAGCCUUUGGGUGUCGUAUUGGUUAUAUCAACUUGGAACUAUCCGUUCAGUACUUUAUCGCUCGGACCAGUGAUCGGAGCUAUCGCAGCUGGCAAUGCAGUAGUGUUGAAGCCGUCCGAGGUUUCCCCUGCCACGUCAUCACUCCUCUCGAAACUUCUUGGGGAGUACAUGGACACGUCAGCAGUCAGAGUUGUCGAAGGCUCCGUGCUCGAAACAACUGCAUUGCUCGAACAAAAAUGGGAUAAAAUAUUUUAUACGGGUAAUGGUAAAGUGGGCCGUGUCAUAUUAGCUGCUGCGGCGAAGCAUCUUACGCCUGUUGUUUUGGAGCUCGGUGGGAAGAGUCCAGUUGUGGUCGAUUCAAACAUCAACUUGAAAGUUGCAGCAAGAAGAAUGAUUUCGGGCAAGUGGGGAGGCAAUAGUGGACAAACAUGCGUUUCGCCCGAUUACGUAAUUACUACAAAAGAGUACGCUUCGAAACUGGUCGAUGCUCUUUCGUGUGAAAUAGAGAAUUUCUACGGAAAAGAUCCUCUUCAAUCAAACGACUUGUCGAGCAUUGUAAAUUCCCGACAUUUUGACCGUUUAAUUAAUUUGUUAGACGAUGAAACGGUUUCCGGUAAGAUAGUUCUUGGAGGUCAACGCGAUAAAGUCAAACUCAAGAUUGCUCCUACUGUUGUACUCGAUGCUCCAAAAGAUUCUCCAAUCAUGAACGAGGAGAUUUUCGGACCUUUGCUUCCCAUUAUCACGGUCAACAAAAUCGAGGACUCCAUCAGGCUAAUUAGUUCUAAAGAGAAACCACUCGCCGCGUAUCUAUUUUCAAACGACAAAAAGCUCAAAGAGGAAUUCAUAACAAGCGUCUCAGCGGGCGGAAUGGUAAUUAACGACACCAAUCUACAUCUUGUAGAGCCAAAUUUACCGUUUGGAGGGGUGGGAGAAAGUGGAACGGGAUCAUACCACGGAAGAUUCUCUUUCGAUGCUUUCAGCCAUAAAAAGGCCGUUUUACAACGCGGAUUUACGGGCGAUAUCGCUGCUAGAUACCCGCCUUACGCUAAUUGGAAGAUCGAUUUUCUUAAAUCUCUGUUCAGUGGCAAUUUAAUCGGUGUUCUUCGCGCCUUGUUUGGUUGGUAAGUUUUAUUAAUUUCUCAAAAUUAUUGGCUAGUAUAUAUAGAACUGAUAAUAGCCAAUACUUUCUUGUAAUUUCAGUAAUGUAUUUAUGUAUCAAUAACAUUCUUGAUUUCUUUCCUA
Molecule: messenger RNA, 1741 nt
Organism: Erythranthe guttata (spotted monkey flower)
Lineage: Eukaryota; Viridiplantae; Streptophyta; Magnoliopsida; Lamiales; Phrymaceae
Source: RefSeq, a predicted model, not a curated record